Molecule: messenger RNA, 960 nt
Organism: Impatiens glandulifera
Lineage: Eukaryota; Viridiplantae; Streptophyta; Magnoliopsida; Ericales; Balsaminaceae
Product: keratin, type I cytoskeletal 9-like
Exons: 4
Coding region: 1-960 (319 amino acids)
Source: RefSeq, a predicted model, not a curated record
AUGGCUGACUAUCUUUCUGUAGUCACUCGAUAUGUUGAUGGAGCUAACUGCUCAGGAGUUAGCUAUUUUGGUAUUUUCUCCGAUGAAGAUGAACCAAUGAAUGUCUCUAUUGAUAAUGCUGAUACAGAUGAGCAAGUUGUUGCUCGUCUGAUAGAGUUUGGAAAUCUUUCUGCAGAAGAAAGACAACAAGCUCUUGUAAAUCAAGAAGAAGUUGUUGUUGAAGAGCUGGUUCAAGCUCUUGUAACUCAAGAUAAUGAAAUUGUUGUGGAGACUGUUCAAACUCCAAAUGAAAAAGAGGUUGUGAUAUCCCCUGUUGUAAGAACAGAGGAAGCUCAAGAAAAGGAGGUUGAAGUUAGUCAGCCAGGAAGUAUCAGAUAUGAGGGGGAACCUUCAAAUGACAAAGAUGAAGAAGAGAGUUCCUCGUCUGAGGGGGAACAUGAUCAAAAUGCUAGAACUAUCAAGCCUCUACCAUUUCCGAUAUUAUUGCUGGUAAUGUUCAUGAGAAUAUUCUUCAUCCUCUCCACGGCAAGGAUUCACACCAAAGUUAAUCCUAUUCAGAGCAUGGCAGCAGACUCACAAGAUGAUUCGUCUAAUGAAGGAUCCUCUGCUGAUGGUGAGCCAAGUAGAAGAGGUGACGGUGUAACAACCGGCACCAUAUCUAAGCGAGCACCAACCAACGAUGAAAAUCCAAGGCCAACCAAAAGAGGUGGAGGUAGAAGCGGUAGUGAUCGCGGAGGCCGAAGCAGUAGUGAUGGUCGUGGUGGGCAAUCUGGUAGUGAUCGCGGAGGUCGUACCAAUGGCGGUGAUCGUGGUGGGAGAUCCAGUGGAAGCGGUAGGGGUGUACGUGCUCUUCCUCCUUAUCGCAAUCUGUUAACCGAUCAAGAUAUGACGAAUGAAGGGAUGAGCUAUGAAGGAACUCGUUUCCCUAUCGAUCCUCGAGUGAAAAGUGAAGAACAAUAA